Molecule: messenger RNA, 2398 nt
Organism: Trichechus manatus latirostris (Florida manatee)
Lineage: Eukaryota; Metazoa; Chordata; Mammalia; Sirenia; Trichechidae
Gene: HTATIP2
Product: HIV-1 Tat interactive protein 2
Exons: 6
Coding region: 441-1223 (260 amino acids)
Biological process (GO): import into nucleus
Cellular component (GO): cytoplasm
Source: RefSeq, a predicted model, not a curated record
CAGAUUAACCAGUAAGCAAGGUAGGAACGGGUUUACUUGUGUUUAUUUACUAAUCUGUAGUACAAACCCAUGAGAAAUAUAGUGAGAGCUGGAAUUACACCAGUGGCAGCGGCCAUUAAAAAUAAAGAGCAUGAGAGAAAUAUUUGAAGGCAGAUAGAACGACGGGAAUCUGGAAUGUGGAAACGGAAGGAGAGAAGAGUCAAAGGGCACAGGCGGAUUUCUGACUUGAGAAAGGAAGGGUGAAAGAUGUGUGUGUGUUUAUAUAGUGACCCCAAGGGAGCCAAAGGGCUGGUUUUGUUUUGUUCCGGUUUGGGGUGGUGAGGUUCCGUUUUUUUGAUGGAGUGAGUUUAGAAGAAGACGGCCAACACACAAUUGAAAAUCGAGGUCUGGGGUGUCAGGGAAGAUGGAAGUCUGGGGAAGUGCACUGGCUGAAGCCUUGGAUGUGGGUCAACAACCCUUGUUCCCGGGGUGAGGACGGGCCGUCCUUUAACAACCCGUCGAUGGCAGAGACGCUACCUAACCUUCAGGAAGACUUCAGGAUGCAGAAUAAGUCUGUCUUUAUUCUGGGGGCCAGCGGGGAAACCGGCAAAGUGCUCGUAAAAGAAAUACUGGAGCAAAGCCUGUUUUCCAAAGUCACGCUCAUUGGCCGGAGGAAGCUCACCUUUGAGGAGGAAGCUUAUAAAAAUGUGAACCAAGAAGUGGUGGACUUUGAAAAGUUGGAUGACUAUGCGUCUGCCUUCCAAGGUCACGAUGUUGGAUUCUGUUGCCUGGGCACUACCAAAAAAAAAGCCGGGGCGGAGGGAUUUGUUCGUGUUGACCGAGAUUAUGUGCUGAAGUCUGCAGAGCUGGCAAAAGCUGGGGGGUGCAAACAUUUCAACUUGCUGUCCUCUCAAGGAGCCGAUAGGUCAAGCAGUUUUUUGUACCUGCAGAUUAAGGGAGAAGUGGAAGCCAAGGUUGAAGAAUUAGAAUUUGAUCGUUACUCCAUAUUUAGGCCUGGAGUUCUGUUAUGUGAUAGGCAAGAAUCCCGUCCAAGCGAAUGGUUAAUCAGGAAAUUCUUUGGCUCCUUACCAGAAUCCUGGGCCAGGCCGUACUCUGUGCCCGUGGUGACCGUGGUGAGAGCGAUGCUGAACAAUGCUGUCAGACCAAGUGACAAGAAGAUGGAACUGCUGGACAACAAGGCCAUCUAUGCCCUGGGGAAAGCCCAUGACACUCUCAAACCGUAAUGAUAGUGGAGAAAAUGCUUUUUAUUGCAAACUUUAACACCCACUACCAUAUCGGUCAUUUCAGAGUCUGAAAAAGUCAGCAUACUUUAACUUUGUUGGUUUACUAUUCUCAGCCACCCAUAGCCAAUCCAGAAAUGACUGUAAUCUACAUCAGUGGUUUAGAGCCUGGUCGUACAUACAGAUCACCCAGGGAGCUUUUGAAAAAGAGACGUCCGUAGGCCCUACCUCAUCUUCUGAAUCAGAAUCUUUGCAGUAUGGGCAUACGAAUCUGUUUUGUUUUGUUUAUGUGUCCCCUGGUGGUUCCGAUGCCACUGGCUGGAAUAUCAGCUUUGGAAACACUUGUUUGUAGAGUCCCAGCAGCAGGGUAAACCUCAUGUGCCAUGCAGAAGAGCUCUGUGCUAAAAUUGUUAACAUUCAUGUCUCUGAGGUUACCCAGUGCUAUUGCAUUGUAUACAGCAUGUACAAUGAACAUUGUGCCUUUCCUAAUUCUUCAGAAUAUAUAAUAAAACGAGCUCUCACAACUGAGGUUAUAUAAUUCAUGGGGAGAAUUAAACAGGAAUAAAAAUACAUGGACAAGUCUUACGUGCUGCAUAGACAAGAUUGUUAGAAAAUGCCGAAGUCUCAAUGGUGAUAUGCAACAUUCUGGUGAAUAGGAUGAUAUAAUGAUUAUCUGACACUUACUAAGUGGCAGCCAUUGCAUGUAUUCUCUGUCCUUUAACUCUCCAAUCUUUAGAAGGUGGUGCUGUCACUAUCCCCAUAUCUUAGAUGGGGAAACUGAGGCUCAUUGUGGUUAAGUGCCUUGCUUAAGGGCCCAAAGCUGAAGACUUGAAGCUAGGAAGUAGCAGAGCCAGGAUUCUAACCCAGGUCUGCCUAAUCUCAUAAUUUGUAUUUUUAACCAGUCUGCAAGAGCAUCUUAUAUGUGUACAGUUCAGGGAGGUCCAGUUAAUUUUUACUGAGUGAAUAUAUACUGUGAGUGAAUAAAAUUCAAAUAUUUGACUUUCUGGCCCAGGAUUCUUAUAAUGAUUUAACUACAAAAUGUUUACAUAGCCAGUAAAAUUUCUAUGGCACCACACUUUAAAGGGCUUAAAGUGCUACCCUUUAAAAACUAUAGAAAAGGAAGAUGCAGAAGGUAGGUCAAGGCCAAAAGGAGCACACAGUGCUAAUUUCCACUCUAG